Penicillium verrucosum is the source of this 1725-nucleotide messenger RNA. RefSeq names its product Sec1 family protein. The record is from RefSeq and is a predicted model, not a curated record. Gene Ontology annotation, cellular component: Golgi membrane. NCBI's taxonomy places the organism in Eukaryota, Fungi, Ascomycota, Eurotiomycetes, Eurotiales, Aspergillaceae. The transcript has 4 exons. Gene Ontology annotation, biological process: intracellular protein transport; vesicle-mediated transport. Bases 1 to 1725 code for a protein of 574 amino acids.
AUGGACGUCGUUGCGGCAGCCUCGGGGUACAUCUCCAAGAUGGUCACCGUGGGUGAGUCCGCAGGAGCGUCGUCAUCCAAGAUGAAGAUCUUGCUUCUUGAUAGUGAGACAGUUCCUAUUGUUUCGACCGCAAUUACCCAAUCCGCCCUCCUGAAUCAUGAGGUCUACCUCAUCGACCGUUUAGACAAUGCCGCGCGCGAGAAGAUGCGACAUCUACGAUGCCUGUGCUUUGUGCGCCCAUCACCCACCUCUAUCCAGUUUUUGAUCGACGAGCUUCGAGAACCCAAAUAUGGAGAAUAUUACAUCUAUCUUAGCAACAUUAUCCGCAAAUCCGCCCUCGAGCGGCUUGCCGAAGCGGACAGCCACGAGGUCGUCCAGUCGGUCCAGGAACAGUUCGCCGAUUUCCUCGUAAUCAACCCGGACCUCUGCUCUUUAGGGAUGGGUUUUCCAUUGCAACGGAUCUGGAGCCAUUCGCCGGACUUAUGGAAUCCGGAUUCACUACAAAGAGCCACCGAGGGGGUCCUAGCUCUGCUUCUCGCCUUAAAGAAAAAUCCACUUAUUCGCUACGAGAAGAACAGUCUAUUGGCCCGGAAAUUAGCGACGGAGGUCCGAUACCACAUCACGCAGGAGGAGCAGCUAUUUAACUUCCGCCGGACGGAUACACCGCCUAUCCUGCUCGUUCUUGACCGCCGCGAUGAUCCUAUCACCCCGUUGCUGACUCAAUGGACAUACCAGGCGAUGGUACACGAGAUGCUUGGCAUCAACAAUGGCCGCGUGGAUCUGCAGGAUGUGCCAGAUAUCCGACCAGAACUGAAAGAGGUUGUCUUGGCUCAGGACCAGGACCCAUUCUUCAAGAAGAAUAUGUAUCAGAACUUUGGUGAUCUGGGCCAGAACAUUAAAGAAUAUGUGGAGCAGUAUCAAACCAAAACUCAAAGCACUGCGAAUAUCGAAUCCAUUGCGGACAUGAAACGUUUUGUGGAGGAUUAUCCCGAAUUCCGCAAGCUGGCAGGUAAUGUCAGCAAGCAUGUUACCCUGGUGGGCGAACUCAGUCGGCGUGUCGGCGAGAAUACCCUCCUCGAUGUGAGCGAGUUGGAGCAGAGCCUGGCAUGCAAUGAUAACCACUCCAAUGAUCUUAGGUCACUACAACGAAUCAUCGCGCUGCCAAAUGUGCCCUCAGAUAAUAAGCUGCGUCUGGUGGCUCUCUACGCCCUUCGCUAUGAGAAGCAACCCAAUAACGCGCUGCCAAUUCUCCUUGAUCUUCUUGUCACAGCAGGCGAAGUCUCCUCUAACCGCGUAAAUAUUAUCCCCAAGCUCCUCGCCUAUCACCACUCCCUCCAAGCCCCACCAGUCGCAGCCGCUUCAAGGGCCUUAAAGGUGUUGAGAACGUCUACACACAACACUCUCCCCCGUCUGGAAGUUACUCUCCAGAAUCUCAUCAAAGGCCGCCUGAAGGAACUGCAAUACCCCUUCCUCGAGGGCAGCGGACACACGCGGGACAAGCCGCAAGACAUCAUCAUCUUUAUGGUUGGCGGCACCACGUAUGAGGAGGCCAAGAUGGUAGCGCAGGUCAAUGCCAGCUCCCCGGGAGUGCGAGUCGUUCUCGGCGGCACUUCAAUUCACAAUAGUGCCACCUUUUUGGAAGAGGUUGACGAUGCAGUGGGUAGUUGGCCCGAACCAGGACCCUCGACGGCUGCGGGACGGCUGCGACGGGAGGUGGGACGAUAA